This is a messenger RNA of Numida meleagris (helmeted guineafowl), 3922 nucleotides long. RefSeq names its product ankyrin repeat domain 28 (gene ANKRD28). The record is from RefSeq and is a predicted model, not a curated record. Gene Ontology annotation, molecular function: protein binding. The coding region runs from base 1 to 3252 and encodes 1083 amino acids. Gene Ontology annotation, cellular component: ciliary inversin compartment. The transcript has 28 exons. Lineage: Eukaryota; Metazoa; Chordata; Aves; Galliformes; Numididae. Gene Ontology annotation, biological process: protein localization to ciliary inversin compartment.
AUGAGUCGAGUCUGUAUUGUUGUUUUGGAGGAGGAGGAAGAUGAUUCUCCCGCAUUUGUUUCCAGUAUACCUCAGGAAAGUAUUUGUUUGCGUCCAUUGCCUCCUGGAAAUGUGCUGCCACCAUUGGUUCAAGCUAUAUUUAAUGGAGACCCUGAUGAAGUUCGAGCAUUAAUAUUUAAGAAAGAAGAUGUUAAUUUUCAGGAUAAUGAGAAAAGGACCCCUUUACAUGCUGCUGCCUAUCUGGGAGAUGCAGAAAUUAUUGAACUACUUAUUUUAUCUGGAGCUAGAGUUAAUGCCAAAGACAGCAAAUGGUUGACUCCUUUACACAGAGCUGUGGCAUCUUGUAGUGAGGAUGCCGUUCAGGUGUUGCUAAAGCAUUCAGCAGAUGUCAAUGCUCGUGAUAAAAACUGGCAGACACCCUUACAUAUAGCAGCUGCAAAUAAAGCUGUGAAAUGUGCCGAAGCUUUGGUGCCUCUUCUAAGUAAUGUAAACGUGUCUGAUCGGGCAGGUAGAACUGCGCUGCACCAUGCAGCCUUCAGUGGACAUGUUGAGAUGGUCAGCUUACUAUUGUCCAGAGGAGCCAAUAUUAAUGCAUUUGACAAGAAAGACAGAAGAGCUAUACACUGGGCAGCAUAUAUGGGUCAUAUCGAAGUUGUGAAAUUACUUGUGGCCCAUGGAGCUGAAGUAACAUGCAAAGACAAGAAAUCAUAUACACCCUUACAUGCUGCAGCAUCUAGUGGGAUGAUCAGUGUAGUCAAAUAUCUUCUCGAUCUUGGAGUUGAUAUGAAUGAACCAAAUGCCUAUGGAAAUACUCCUCUUCAUGUAGCUUGCUACAAUGGACAAGAUGUUGUAGUGAAUGAACUCAUAGACUGUGGUGCUAAUGUAAAUCAAAUGAAUGAAAAGGGGUUUACACCUUUGCACUUUGCUGCUGCAUCAACGCAUGGGGCGCUGUGUUUGGAACUUUUGGUCUGUAAUGGAGCAGAUGUAAAUAUGAAGAGUAAAGAUGGGAAAACACCUUUGCACAUGACAGCAAUCCACGGUAGAUUUUCAAGAUCUCAAACCAUCAUUCAAAAUGGAGCUGAAAUAGACUGUGAAGAUAAGAAUGGAAAUACUCCUUUGCACAUAGCAGCUAGAUAUGGCCAUGAGCUAUUAAUCAACACUCUGAUUACGAGUGGUGCUGACACUGCAAAGCGGGGUAUACAUGGGAUGUUUCCUCUCCAUUUGGCAGCAUUAAGUGGAUUUUCGGACUGCUGCAGAAAGCUCCUUUCAUCAGGUUUUGACAUAGACACAGCAGAUGACUUUGGCAGAACUUGUCUUCAUGCAGCUGCAGCUGGAGGGAAUUUGGAGUGCCUAAAUCUUCUUCUGAACACUGGUGCAGACUUCAACAAAAAGGACAGAUUUGGGAGAACUCCACUCCAUUAUGCUGCUGCCAAUUGUAAUUAUCAGUGCCUGUUUGCCCUUGUGGGAUCUGGAGCUAGUGUGAACGACCUUGAUGAGAGGGGUUGUACACCUCUGCACUAUGCAGCUGCAUCAGACACAGAUGGAAAGUGCCUGGAAUACUUGCUAAGAAAUGAUGCCAAUCCGGGGAUCCGAGACAAACAAGGAUACAAUGCAGUUCAUUAUUCUGCUGCUUAUGGUCAUCGCUUGUGUCUUGAAUUGAUUGCAAGUGAAACGCCUCUGGAUGUUCUAAUGGAAACAUCAGGUACUGACAUGCUGAACGAUUCGGACAACAGAGCGCCUAUAAGUCCACUGCAUUUAGCUGCCUACCAUGGCCACCAUCAAGCUCUGGAAGUGCUGGUACAGUCGCUACUAGACCUUGAUGUGAGGAAUAAUAAUGGAAGGACGCCACUGGAUCUUGCUGCCUUCAAGGGACAUGUCGAAUGUGUAGAUGUGCUCAUUAAUCAGGGAGCAUCAAUCUUGGUGAAAGAUUAUGUUGUAAAGAGAACCCCAAUACAUGCAGCAGCUACAAAUGGUCACUCUGAAUGUUUGCGACUAUUGAUAGGAAAUGCAGAGCCACAGAAUGCAGUGGACAUUCAAGAUGGAAAUGGACAAACUCCUCUGAUGUUGUCAGUUCUCAAUGGGCACACGGACUGUGUAUAUUCACUUCUUAACAAAGGAGCAAAUGUAGAUGCCAAAGAUAAGUGGGGAAGGACAGCAUUACACAGAGGGGCAGUUACUGGGCAUGAGGAAUGUGUAGAAGCACUACUUCAACAUGGUGCUAAGUCCUUAUUACGAGACUGUAGGGGGCGAACCCCUAUACAUUUGUCAGCUGCCUGUGGACAUAUAGGUGUUCUAGGAGCUCUCUUGCAGUCAGCUACAUCUGUGGAUGCAAUACCUGCAAUAGCAGACAAUCAUGGCUAUACAUCACUGCACUGGGCCUGUUAUAAUGGUCAUGACAGUUGUGUAGAGCUCCUCUUGGAACAAGAAGUUUUCCAGAAAAUGGAAGGAAAUUUGUUCAGUCCAUUGCAUUGUGCUGUGAUAAAUGACAAUGAAGGUGCUGCAGAAAUGUUAAUUGAUACAUUAGGUGCUGGUAUUGUAAAUUCAACAGAUUCAAAGGGAAGGACUCCUCUUCACGCAGCAGCUUUUACGGAUCAUGUUGAGUGUCUACAGCUUCUACUCAGUCACAAUGCUCAAGUAAAUGCUGUAGAUGCUUCUGGGAAAACACCUUUAAUGAUGGCUGCAGAAAACGGACAGACGAAUACUGUUGAGGUGCUGGUUAGCAGUGCUAAGGCUGACCUGACUUUGCAAGACAGGUGUAAGAACACAGCACUCCAUCUGGCUUGCAGCAAGGGUCAUGAAACUAGUGCCUUGUUAAUACUGGAGAAGAUUACGGACAGAAACCUCAUCAAUGCCACCAAUGCAGCCUUGCAAACACCUCUGCACGUCGCUGCUCGAAAUGGACUAACAGUUGUAGUUCAAGAACUCUUAGGAAAGGGAGCAAGUGUACUUGCUGUGGAUGAAAAUGGUUACACACCAGCUUUGGCCUGUGCACCCAACAAGGACGUGGCUGAUUGCCUCGCGCUCAUCCUGGCCACGAUGAUGCCUGUUUCAUCAAGCAGCACAUUACCUUCCCUUACAUUCAAUGCCAUUAAUCAUUACACCAACACCUCUAAAACGGUCACCUUCGAUUCCUUGCCAAUCAUGAGGAGUGAUCAUAGCUCUUACUGUACUUUCAACAACAUUGGCAGGGAGGAUGGCUACCCAUAUACAGAAGAAGACGAACUCAAUGACUCAGAUUCUGAGACCUAUUGAACACUGCAUUUUGUAGGGCUCAGGAGUGACCCCCUAACGCAGGAAGGUCGUCACAUUUGUGCUUUUGAAAAAAGCUGUUGGAAUUUGAAUACAAAAAGAGGACAGACCUUUAGAAGACGCUUUUUAUUGUGGUUGCAUAUUAAAAAAAAAAUCCAUGAGACUCUAGAAGGAUUUUUAAGAGCAUAUUUUGCAGAAGAAACAGAAAUUCUUGAAUCAAUUCUUGGAACCCGUGGCAAAAAAAUUAAAGAAUGUCAGAACUGCUUUAUUUAACUGUUCUACCAUUCUGUUUCCGGUGCCGGGAGUAACUUCUGCAGACUGGGCACCCUCCUUGAUGUAAAUGAACGACACUGUUGUACGACACAGAGGAUGCUAGAUUGAAAUAUUGUCAAUAAAACGAAAAUCAUUUUGAAGGCAAUAAAUGCGUUUGGUACAGUAGGCAUUGUUUGUGCUGCAAAUUGCCAAAGGACCAAAUAACUUAAAAGAUUUUUUUUUUUAAUUAAAUACCUUUUUGUGAAAACUGGAAUAGAUUCUUUGAGAAGUUGUUUUAACCAAACCUUGAUUACUUCUGGGAAAGAAGCUUAGAUUUGGUUUUAAGUGUUGAUUUUUUUUGUUGUUGUUUACCAUCUAAAAGCCUUCCGACACUAUUAAAUGUACCAUGAAAGAAAGCAGA